Melopsittacus undulatus (budgerigar) is the source of this 996-nucleotide messenger RNA. It is a transcript of the gene RAB23, whose product is annotated as RAB23, member RAS oncogene family. The record is from RefSeq and is a predicted model, not a curated record. Bases 201 to 911 code for a protein of 236 amino acids. Gene Ontology annotation, molecular function: GTP binding; GTPase activity. Gene Ontology annotation, biological process: vesicle-mediated transport. The transcript is spliced from 7 exons. NCBI's taxonomy places the organism in Eukaryota, Metazoa, Chordata, Aves, Psittaciformes, Psittaculidae.
GCCGGGAUGUGCGUCCGGGUUGGGUCGGCCCCAGCGAGUGGUUUCCUCUCGCCUUCGCUCCUUCGCUGCCUCCCUCCCUGCCUCGCCGCCGCUGAGGUGGAGCUGCCGCCGAGCCCUCUGAGGGAGCGCCGCCCGCGCCGCCCCUGCAAGGGAACGGAAUCAGUUGUUUCCUGAAUAAGCCAGUCACCUGAGACACAAAGAUGCUGGAAGAAGAUAUGGAGGUGGCUAUCAAGGUGGUAGUAGUAGGAAAUGGAGCUGUUGGGAAGUCCAGCAUGAUUCAGCGAUACUGCAAAGGGAUUUUUACAAAAGACUACAAGAAAACUAUUGGUGUAGAUUUCCUGGAAAGACAAAUCCGAGUUAAUGAUGAAGACGUCAGGCUAAUGUUAUGGGACACUGCAGGUCAAGAAGAAUUUGAUGCAAUAACUAAGGCCUACUACAGAGGAGCCCAGGCUUGUGUUCUUGUGUUUUCUACAACUGACAGAGAGUCCUUCAAAGCAAUCCCUACCUGGAAGGAAAAAGUUGUGACUGAAGUCGGAGACAUUCCCACAGUUCUUGUGCAGAAUAAGAUUGAUCUUCUUGAUGACUCUUGCAUAAAGAAUGAAGAGGCAGAAGCACUGGCAAAAAAGCUAAAGUUAAGGUUCUACCGAGCGUCUGUGAAGGAAGACCUAAACGUAACUGAAGUUUUUAAGUACUUAGCUGAUAAAUAUCUUCAAAGGCUCAAGCAACAGACAGCCGAAGAUACAGAACUGGUACAUACAAGCAUUAACAAGAUUGGUGUUUUUAACACAGAUGGUGGAAGUGACUCCAACCAGAAUUCUAGCACUCUUAAUGGAGAUGUCAUCAACCUGAAACCAAACAAACAGAGGACCAAGAAAAACAGAAGUGCUUUCAGCAACUGCAGCAUACUUUAGACCACUUUGGGAGGAAAAAAAACCAAGCCAGUGAAUUGGAUGAAGUUGUGCAAUUGAAUACAGAAUAAAGCCAGCUGUAGAGGUA